This is a messenger RNA of Fusarium sp. VM40, 2979 nucleotides long. The record is from the annotation of a GenBank genome assembly. Lineage: Eukaryota; Fungi; Ascomycota; Sordariomycetes; Hypocreales; Nectriaceae.
AUGGCUCUUUCGGCUCCUGCGAAAGAUGCCCCUAAUCUGGAGGCGACUCUCAAGGACGUCACCUCCAAAAGUCACACCGCACGUCAAACCAGCAAGCAGCAAGUCCGGCAUCGCGCUUCUGUCGCCUGUGCAUCAUGUCGCGAUCGAAGAAUACGAUGUGUGGUUCCCAUGAAUCAGUCUCGAUGCAACGCUUGUUCCAAGUCUGGCGCAGAGUGCAUUAUCAAGAAUGAUGAUGAGCGCAGACGACCCAUAUCUAAAGCAUAUAUGUCGUCAUUAUCAGACCGAAUAUCUAUGCUCGAAGGCUUACUGUUGGAAAAGGGUGUUGUUCCACCUCCUGCCACUCAUCCUCCGAAGACAAGGCAUGAUUUCCAAGACGGCUUAACAGUUACCAUAACCAAUUCAGACCUACUAAAGAGAUCUGACCCAAAAUCCCCAGGCAGUGAAGAUGGGUCACCAUCGGAAUAUCAUGCCGAUGAUUUUGGAACACACGAGAGUGAGUCUGGGGCUGAUAACCAGCACGAACAACAGUCGCUACUUUCGCGUACAAAUGAGGACUCGCCGUUUCACAUGUUAGACCCAAAGCAAGAUGACAUCAUUCAUCGACUCCUAUCCACGAAGAACAAUCUAUCAUUUGAUCAAAUUUCUGGACGACUACGCUUCUUCGGGCCUACAGCCAACAGUCACGUUCAUGCUGAAUCAACAGGCCUGUCUGAUACUCGUGAACCCCCGGAACAAAUUCGCAGAGCAGAAAAGAUCAUUUCAUCGCUCAGUCGUGAAACACACGAUUAUCUCAUAGACGGCUUUUUCCAAUAUUACAACUCUGUGAUUCGGAUCAUUGAUCGGGAUGCGUUUGAAGCCGAUCGGAUAUCGAAGUCCUCCAAGUUUUACUCUCAUUUCCUCCAUGUAACAGUAUUGGCGACUGGUUAUCGGGCAGCUGAUGUGGACAGGGAGGAUAUGCGUAAGAUCACGGUUAAUCCCCGAGAAAGUUCGCUUCAUAGAGAGGCCAAACACAUGCUCGAUAUUGAGCUCGAACGACCUGGCGGCAUCCCCAGUGUCCAAGCCUUAUUGCUACUUGGUGACCUCGAGUGCGGUGUUGGUAGAGAUAAUACCGGUUGGAUGUAUUCCGGGAUGGCAAAUCGCCUUGCUUUCGAUAUUGGAUUACACCUUGACUGUACUAGUAACAUGUCCCAGCAAGAUAUGAAGAUUCGGAACAUGGCCAUGCAAGCAUGUGUCAUUUUCGACAGAUAUUGGGGACUGUUUCUUGGCCGUCCCUUAGCCAUCAAAAGCCAAGAUGUUGAUCUCCUUUCCAACCGAUUCUCUCAGCUUGCUUCCUUCGGUCUCGACACUCCUAAAUCCGACUUGACAACUGAAAUUUACGAACAACUGAUUGAGUUGAUGGAACUUGCGGGUCGUAUUGUUGAAAUACGUGACCUUACUAGUUCAAACAAAUUUGUGGCACAGAAUGGCAUAUUUGCUACGAAUGAAGCGGAUGAAAACAGAUAUUUACAGGUCAUCAAUCUCGACAGGCAGCUACAGAACUGGUAUAGGCGAUUGCCCGAGCGAAUGGCAUGGAAGCCAAGCAAUGUUAAGACGGCUCCUUAUAGCUUCUUCCUCUUACACCAGCAAUACCAUGUGACCAUGAUAUUACUCCAUCGACCAUGGGCUAAAUAUGGCUCCAUCACAGGUGAUAACACCAGCACAGGUUCACAUCCUAGCCCUGAAGCCGACCGAGCAGCUGGUUCUGAAAGUCCAGGGCACCACCUCAGCCAUACUGCAGAAGGCUCAACGACAUCGUCAGAAGAUCGUCAGCAGGCCGUUCAUGGUAGUCGUACGACUUUAGCUCGUAGUAUAUGCACUCAGCAGGCGAUACGGGUGGCCCGGAUUUUCUGGCAGCAUCGCCAGCGGUUCGAUGGACGCAAGAUUUUCAUAACAGGAAUCCAACAUGCUGGGACUGCGUCGAUCGCAUUGAUUGCUGCACUCGCUUAUCAGCGCAGCGAGCCAAAUUUUCAAGCCUAUAUCGGCUAUCUCGAGGUUCUCUCCGAUGCUGUGGGUGAUAUGAGUUCUACUUAUCAUCCUGCCAGCAGGAUGCAUGAUUUGCUGAAAGCUGUGCUCGAACAGAUCCGGUCCAGCAUGCAGGAUGCUUCCAGGUCACGCAGUGGUAGCACCGGCCAGCAAACAUUCAAUGGGGGCACCAGCAGUGCAAGAAGUGGUCUUUCCUAUGACAGUAGCUCAUCGAUUUCUGUCAUUCCAGUCAGGCGAGAGGCAGAUGGAGAGUUGAGCCAGCCUCCAAAGAAGCGAAGGCCAUCUGUACAUCGGCAGGCAUCAGACUUUGCCUCGUCAAAACCGUCAUUCCUUGGCAUACCAUCUCAACCCACGUCAUCUCCCCCCGACAAAGCUUAUGUUAUGCCUUAUGGUCAACAAGGUCAACCACAUCUUGACUCAAUCAUGUUCCCGAUGAACGUGCACAAUCAAGAUGGCCAGCUUGGCCUCAACCUGAUGGUCGGACCUAGUGUCAACGUCAAUCACACUGAGAUCCCUUCAGGGCAUAUGGCAGGGGGCAUGAAUCACGCGAACCUUACCAAUCCGAUGCCAGACAACUGGGGCGUACCCAACAUGCAACAACCUUAUGCGCCAGGCCAAUUUCAUGGUGUUGUGGACUGGACCUCUGAAACUGCUGGUCUUAGCGCCAGUUCAGUAUUGAACCAGAGUGCCGCUAUGGCGACUGGCAUAAUGUCAGGAGUGUCUGCUUUCGGCUCGAUGAAAGAGCCGGGAAAGUUUGCGGAUAAUGAGAGAGGUAUGACUGAUCCAACAUCGGGAAAGCUUCCUCAUAUCGGCACAAACUGGGCCAGCGGCAGUGUUGGAUCUGUGGCUACGGGGAGUAUAGACGGAUACGGCCCAAACAUGGUGAAGCCGCCACGCUUUGAUGAAGAUAACGACCAACAAAGAAACUACUCUCUUGAUUUUUUCAAUUUCGGCUAA